Messenger RNA from Heterobasidion irregulare TC 32-1, 637 nucleotides. RefSeq lists its product as uncharacterized. The transcript has 3 exons. The record is from RefSeq and is a predicted model, not a curated record. The coding region runs from base 32 to 523 and encodes 163 amino acids. NCBI's taxonomy places the organism in Eukaryota, Fungi, Basidiomycota, Agaricomycetes, Russulales, Bondarzewiaceae.
GAGCUACCACAGCGUUGCUGCAGCGGACAUCAUGAGCUCUCCGGUUCAUCCACCUUACUACGUUCUGAUUUCGCAUUCAUGCCAACUCACGAGUACCUCGACCCCUCUAACAUCACUCAGUCACCCCAUCAUUCAAUAUCAUUACGCCGACGAUUCGCCUCUCUCUCUCUUGCCUCGGUCCUUGGACGAACAUGUGCUUAUGCUGGACUAUAACCCAUCAGACGCUACAAUUGCCCGCAUACAGAGCCUAGGGGGCAAUUUUGCCGUGACCCGAGUGAAAGUGACUGAUGCACCGGGAGCAUGUACGUCUGAGGAGGAAUUGAAUCGGAACAACAACAUGUACAUCCUGGAGACAACAGCCCUGGGCGAAGACAAGUCCCUUGUUGAAGGCGUAGAUCCACAAGCGAUUCUUGCAAGAUUUAAACAAAGAAACACCGUCAUACGGCAAGUUCUUGACUAUUGUGAACCGCAGUCAUCUCUUUCUGGCUUGAGAGAUAAUACUUUGAAGCCUCACUCUCCAUAACCUCCCUGCUGCAUGAUCGUAUGACCCAGUCAUUCAUAGAACAAGACUCGCAAUUCAAGUAUGUAGUGUUACAAAACGAGUGAAUGGAUGACAAAGACGUCGCCAUCGGGCAUC